This is a messenger RNA of Talpa occidentalis (Iberian mole), 5671 nucleotides long. It is a transcript of the gene TMTC2, whose product is annotated as transmembrane O-mannosyltransferase targeting cadherins 2. The coding region runs from base 665 to 3175 and encodes 836 amino acids. NCBI's taxonomy places the organism in Eukaryota, Metazoa, Chordata, Mammalia, Eulipotyphla, Talpidae. The record is from RefSeq and is a predicted model, not a curated record. The transcript is spliced from 12 exons. Gene Ontology annotation, molecular function: protein binding; mannosyltransferase activity. Gene Ontology annotation, cellular component: endoplasmic reticulum membrane. Gene Ontology annotation, biological process: protein O-linked glycosylation via mannose.
GAGAACCCCACGCGGGAGCUUCUGGAGUCUCCAGCCACCGCUUCUCACUUCACUGGAGAAGGGGCUGGGGCUGGGCGGGAGCUAAUAAAGAGUGAAUGAGCUGCAGCCGCCGUGGCGGCCGGAGUCCACCCGAGCGGCACCAGAGCCGUGCGCCCGGGAGGCGGCGAGGGGAGGCGGUUCGCCUUGUCCCUCCCACCCGCUCCUCUUUCUCUCCCUCCCUCCAGCUGGUCCCAGAGCCCGGCUCGGUCCAGUCCCUCUGCCCCCAUCCCGCGCUCUUCCACCUCCGAGUCCCACUGCUCACCUAGGACGCCCAGCACUGCCAUGGGUUAGGGUGGGGACCGCGAGCCGCGCAAGGACCAGCCCUGCGCAUCCGCCGGGGGGCGCGGAGCCCGAACGCCGCUCGCCGCUCGCGGGCGCCGGGCAUGGGGAGCGCGGUGUGAGCCCGCACCCGGGGAGGACGCAGGAGCUGCGGACACGGGCUCCAGGAGGAGGAGAGCCUUGGAUUCCAGGGACCCGCGGGGGGGAGCCGAGGGAGGGCGUGGAAGCGAGUGAAAAGUGAAGCCGGGAGGAGAAGGCGCCAGAAGGUGGGGAUUGAUGCUUCUGUUUUUUGUUGCCGCUGCUGCCCUCGCUCUGGGAGCCGAGCCGGAGGGAAGGCGGUGGAGAGAUGAUUGCUGAGUUGGUGAGCAGCGCUCUGGGGCUCGCCUUGUAUCUCAACACCCUGAGCGCGGAUUUCUGCUACGAUGACAGCCGUGCUAUCAAGACUAAUCAGGACCUCCUCCCAGAAACUCCAUGGACACAUAUCUUCUACAAUGAUUUUUGGGGGACUCUUCUAACCCACAGUGGCAGCCACAAGUCCUACCGGCCACUCUGCACGCUUUCUUUUCGCCUGAACCACGCCAUCGGAGGGCUGAAUCCCUGGAGCUACCACCUUGUCAAUGUCCUGUUGCAUGCGGCAGUCACUGGCCUCUUCACCAGCUUCUCCAAGAUACUGCUUGGGGACGGAUACUGGACCUUCAUGGCUGGCUUGAUGUUCGCCUCUCACCCCAUUCACACUGAGGCAGUGGCAGGAAUUGUGGGACGGGCUGAUGUUGGGGCCAGUCUCUUCUUUCUCCUCUCCUUGCUCUGCUACAUUAAACACUGUUCUACAAGAGGCUACUCAGUCAGAACCUGGGGCUGGUUCCUGGGGACGGGACUGUGUGCAGGAUGCAGCAUGUUGUGGAAGGAACAAGGAGUGACUGUUCUCGCAGUUUCUGCAGUUUAUGACGUCUUUGUCUUUCACAGGCUGAAAAUGAAACAGAUCUUGCCUACCAUUUACAAAAGGAAGAACUUUUCUCUUUUCCUCAGCAUUAGUUUGUUAAUUUUCUGGGGGACCUCCCUUUUGGGUGCUCGUUUAUACUGGAUGGGAAACAAACCACCAAGCUUUUCCAAUUCUGACAACCCAGCUGCUGAUUCGGACAGCCUCCUGGCACGCACGCUCACUUUCUUCUACUUGCCAACCAAGAACCUCUGGCUGUUGCUAUGUCCGGAUACCCUCAGUUUUGAUUGGUCAAUGGAUGCAGUGCCUCUGCUCAAAACAAUUUGUGAUUGGAGAAACCUACAUACUGUGGCCUUCUAUAUCGGACUUCUCCUCCUUGCCUACUACGGUUUGAAGAGCCCCAGUGUGCAAAGAGAAUGCAAUGGGAAAUUUGUAACAAAUGGCAAGCAGAAUACAAAUGGACAUAGCUGCCAUUCAGAUGUGGAGUACCGGAACUCAGAAAUUAAGCCCAAUUUUGGUUCCAAAAUAGAAAAUGGAAUUAAAAGUAAUGUAGCACAGAGAACACAACUUCCUUCUACCGAGAACAUUGUUGUUCUGUCUUUAUCUUUGUUAAUAAUCCCCUUUGUUCCUGCCACGAACCUGUUUUUCUAUGUCGGCUUUGUAAUUGCAGAGCGAGUAUUAUAUAUUCCAAGUAUGGGCUUCUGCCUCCUCAUUACUGUGGGUGCCAGGGCCCUUUAUGUCAAAGUCCAAAAGCGUUUUCUCAAGAGCUUGAUUUUUUAUGCUACAGCUACAUUAAUUGUUUUCUAUGGAAUCAAGACUGCAAUAAGGAAUGGAGACUGGCAGAAUGAAGAAAUGCUGUAUAGGUCAGGGAUCAAAGUAAACCCAGCUAAAGCAUGGGGUAACCUUGGAAAUGUUCUGAAGAGUCAGAGCAAAAUUUCUGAAGCUGAAAGCGCCUAUAGAAAUGCUUUGUACUACCGUAGCAACAUGGCUGACAUGCUUUAUAAUUUAGGGUUACUUCUACAGGAGAAUAGCAGGUUUGCAGAAGCACUGCAUUAUUAUAAAUUGGCGAUCGGGAGCAGGCCCACACUGGCUUCUGCAUAUUUAAACACUGGCAUUAUUCUGAUGAACCAAGGAAAGACGGAAGAAGCCCGCCGCACAUUCCUUAAGUGUUCGGAGAUCCCUGAUGAGAAUCUAAAGGACCCACACGCACAUAAGAGCUCUGUCACCAGCUGCCUGUACAACCUGGGAAAACUCUAUCAUGAGCAGGGACACUAUGAGGAUGCCCUUAGUGUAUACAAGGAAGCAAUUCAGAAAAUGCCAAGGCAAUUUGCCCCACAGAGCUUAUACAACAUGAUGGGUGAAGCAUACAUGAGAUUAAGCAAGCUUCCUGAAGCAGAGCAUUGGUAUAUGGAAUCAUUGAGGUCCAAAACUGACCACAUUCCUGCUCACCUCACCUAUGGAAAACUGCUAGCUCUAACAGGACGUAAGAGUGAGGCUGAAAAGUUCUUCUUGAAGGCUAUUGAGCUGGAUCCCACCAAAGGAAACUGUUACAUGCAUUAUGGCCAAUUUCUUCUGGAAGAAGCUCGCCUCAUAGAAGCAGCUGAGAUGGCAAAAAAAGCAGCUGAACUGGACAGCACGGAGUUUGAUGUGGUCUUCAAUGCUGCCCACAUGCUGAGACAGGCUAGCCUCAACGAAGCAGCCGAAAAGUAUUAUGAUCUGGCAGCCAGGCUGAGGCCUAAUUAUCCGGCUGCUCUAAUGAACCUGGGAGCCAUUCUGCACCUCAAUGGCCGUCUCCAGAAGGCAGAGGCCAACUACUUGAGGGCUUUGCAGCUUAAGCCAGAUGACGUCAUCACGCAAUCUAAUCUCCGCAAACUGUGGAACAUCAUGGAAAAACAAGGCUUAAAGACUUCCAAGACCUGACACAGGAGGGCAGUGCCCUCAUCUUCUCCAUGUUUUAAAGCUGACUUCAUGAACAAACAGAACUUCCCAGCACUGAUAUGACAAGAGCUAGUUGAACUUCAAGACCCAGGCAGAGGUCACUGAGGUCACAGGCCACUUCUGGGAGUAUCAAAGUUGCUGUUGGCACAGCCAUUAACACCAAAAAGGGGAACAUUGGAAAACUCCUGAAAGGAUGUAAUUGUUACCCAUAGAAAUGUAAACCAGAGCACUUAAAACAGGAUCUUUUGGCAUUCUUAAAGGGGCAGUUGCGGGGGAGGGGAGUCUGAGUUACAAAUUUUGUUCAUUUUUGAAAGCUAAAUUAGAACUGCAUUGUUCCUUAAACACUGUGAGAGGAAGUCACAGUGUCCGUUCAGCCAGGGUAGCUAUUAAGGUCAGGUGUUAAUUGGACAUGAGUAGUGUUGUGUGGAUCCUAGCCAGAUGGCCGGUUGUCCUGAUGCUGCUGUCUUCCCUCUUUGGGACAGCCUGCUUAUCAAUUUCUGAAGCUUGGAAAAACUUUUUUUUUUUUUUUAAUGCUGUGUCAGGAUCUGUCUGAAUCUAUAGUUGUUUCCUGACUGCACAUAAAUGUUUUAUGAUUUGUACGCCACAGUCUUCACUCGUGAACAUUUACUUUUCACAUUUGAAAAGGAUAUGGAGAACAGAGCAAACCACACUUCACACUUGUAAGAAAGGUUGAGGAAGUCUUAUACAUGUCAAGAGGGCAUUUUUUUUUUAUUUCAUUGUCACCAAAUUUUUCCCAAACUGCAUAGAAAAAUUCAUUGUAUGUAUUCUUAGGCUUUUGAGAUUGCUGUCAAAAAUGACUGUUCCUGGCUAAUGCCAUGCAGUUAUUUUGAGGAUUAAAUCAAAAGGAAGCAUGAGAGUGUUCCAGUUCCAAUGCCUAAACAGCAACUGUUAGAUAAAAGGGAAGGUGCUUUGUGUUUUCCAGAUUUUACUAGUUAAAAUACCAAGUCUGCGUAACGGAGUAUAUAAUGAUGGUUGCCAGUAGUUUCACAUUUUGGAAAGAGUUGGUAUGAAAUGCUAAUCACUUUCUAUUAGGUACCUAAACAGCAAUAUUGAUACAUUUUUAAGGAAUUAUUUUUAUCAUAUUUUGCUCUUCCCAAAGGAUAUUAAACAUGACUUAAUUUAAACUGCAGUAGUGUAUAGCAUUAGGCUGCGUGUGUCAAAGUCCUCUGCCAAUAGCUUCCCACAGUUCAAAACUAUUUUUCACUAGCAAAUUUUUGGCAUUUAUUUCAUUACCUAUUAGUAACCACUUCAGUGAUCAUUUUACAAGUAAAAGACUAUAAAUGCAGUAGGGAAAAAAACAUUUAUUGAAUGUUUUUAACUUAUAGUGGAACUUUGCUACUAAAAACUAACCUUGUAAAACAACAGCCCACUAUCAACUUCUUCAGAGAGAAAGCAACUAUACCAUGCCCUGCAUAUUUAUUUAUUUAUUACCCUACCAUAACAAAAUCACAAAGCAAAACUUGAGUCAUUAAACCAGUUCUUUGCAAUUGAAAAUUAGUUUUUUCUCCAUUCCUUUGAUAAUCUGUGUAUAUAUGUGAUUAGUGUCCCCAUUAAAGGGAAAUGGUUGUACAUCACACCAUAUUUUCUCCGCAUUUUAUACAUUUUGCUGCAUAUCUGAAUACAGUGUCAUAAAGAAUUUAAAGUAGUGUUUCUAUGACAUUAGUGUUUUGUGAGGACAAAUGUAGUAAGAGAUUGUUGAUGGUAUUAAUAAGAAGGUUCUCCUAAUAUGUAUAUUAUUUGGUAAACAUUUCAUUGAAGGGCCAAAAGUUAAAUUACAACAAAUCACUGUUUUCAGAAUGCUAUUUGAUAUUUAACACAAACCUAUGUCAAACCAAAAGCAUGGGUUAAAGUAUAUUUCUCAUCUUCUAGUACAUUGGCAAUUGCAAAAAAAAAAAAAAAAGGGAUUUAAUAUAAGGUUAAAGAGAUGAAUUCAGUGUCUGACAUUUCUAUUUAUUUAAAUAGUUAUUGACCUAUGAUGACCUCCUAGUCUUAACAUUUAAUGUCUUUUCAUUGUUAAUUGUUCUUCCUUUCAAAUACUUGGUUCUUAAUAGAUUCACUGAUUGCACACUAGAGGCACUUCAUGUUGAGCUAGUUCCCAAGUAGCGUUAAUAAUUGGGCCUGUGUCAUAAAAUGCAUGGAUCUCCAAUAAUUAAAUGUCCCUGACACCUUUCACUACAAGGCUGGGCUUAGUAGCUGACCAACUCGGUGGGAGGGUUGGGGGGGUCUUUAGAACAUGGUCAAAAAUGUCUCCGCUCAGGGAUUUAUGGUGGAUUAUUGCAGACAGUGCUAAAAAUAUAGAGCACAAGACAAGUUUACUAAAUUAAAAUUUUAUUUUUUGAGAAACUGUUAUUUGUAUAAAUUAUCAAGAUUUGUAGGCUUUCCUUUUGUAGAAAUAAUUGUUUUAUGUGCCAGAGAAUUUCAACUUUGUUUUCAACAAUAAAGCAUUGAUAACAAAUA